AUGUCAUUACAGGGUAAAAUUGAAAUUAAAACUAUUCAACGUAUUAUUGCACCUACUUUUUAUGUACGUUCAAUUGAUUUAGAUGAGAGUAUGGUUAGAAGAAAUGGAACAAAGUCAACAUUAUCUAUUAAUGUAUCAUUUCCACCGUUUAUAUAUUCGAGUUAUGACAUUCAAACAAAGAGAAAUUUAAGGUUUGUUCAAAGGUUUGAAAACUCAAACAAAAAGAAUAGAAUGCAGUUAUUAAUUAUUGAUAAAGACAUGAAAGUUAUUCACCCUAGUAAUAUUCGUAUACGAAUAAAUAAUGAAACAAUUAGUACAAAUUGUUUUGGUAAUAUCCCAAAGAAAGGAACAGCAUUUAUUGAGGGAAUUGAUAUUACAGAUUUCUUAUUUAUGGGAAAAAAUAUUAUUAGUGUUGAAACACUUUAUGAUAAUACUCGUGUUGUGUUAUUUGAAGGACUUGCAUUAACAAUUAAUCAAACCAUAAAUAAAUUACUUCAUGAAAUUCCUCAUGGUAAGUUUGUUCCUGACGUUGAUUUAGAUAAUGAUGAUGUGGAUGAUGAAAUAAUAGAAGAACAACAAGUUUUAUCAUUGCGUUGUCCAAUUAGUUUCCAAACUAUUGAAAUUCCAGUACGAGGAAAGAGAUGUUCUCAUUUGAGGACAUUUGAUAUGAAAUCAUUUAUUGAAACUGCACAAAAAUCAGGAUAUUAUGAAUGUCCAUUAUGUUCUGAACCAAUACAACCGAGUGACUUAAUUAUUGAUCAACAAAUGGAAUCAAUAUUAAAAGAAAUGAAAGAUAAACCAAAUGUUGAAGAAGUUGUUGUAACCCAAGAAGGUCAAAUACUUCCAAAAGUUGAAGAAAAUAAUGAAUUGGGAGAUGAUGAAGAAGAACUUCGACUAUUAAAAAAAGGAAAAGAAAAAAGAGAAAAAGAGUAUGAGCCGUUUGGAGAUAAACCUCUUCAAUUUAAACCUAAUACACAUCCUCCUAAAGAAACAUAUUAUGACAGGCACACUGCUCCAAUACCUAAUCCUUUUAUACCUGAAAAAAGAGGGUAUUUGGAUUUACCUAAUGAAAGAAGAAAUGAAUUGUAUAAUCAACAAAACCAAAUGCCUCUAUAUUAUGUAUCUCCAUAUAAUUCUACCCAAUCACCACGUCAAGAAAUUCCUCUGACAAAUCCUCAACAUUAUCCUUACAAUACUUCUGAAUAUCAUCAACGAGUUUAUAAUUAUCAAAAUUCUCCUAAUUUUUAUCCACCUCCAUCGUAUAUUUUUCCUCCUGAUGAACAACCUUUAAAUUAUCAACUAAAUACACCAUAUAAUUAUAUAGGAUCAUCAACAAAUCCACAUUAUCGACAAAUAAGAGCAUAUCAAUAUCCACAAAGACAAUACAUUAUUGAUGAAGCAACAAAACCUCAUUCGAUUAGUUCAAGUAAUACAUACCGAAAUAACUUUCAAAAUGCAAUCAGAACAGGUAAUACAAAUGUUUUCAGAAAUUAUGACCAACCCCAACAACAUGAUGACACAUUUACAACAACCCAAACUGAUGAUACUCUUCCGAACGUAACAUAUUCUACUCAUUUAGAAACAAUGGGAGGAUCACCUGAUGAUCCAAUUUGUCUAUAA
Messenger RNA from Entamoeba nuttalli P19, 1620 nucleotides. RefSeq names its product SP-RING zinc finger domain containing protein. The coding region runs from base 1 to 1620 and encodes 539 amino acids. Gene Ontology annotation, biological process: protein sumoylation. Gene Ontology annotation, molecular function: zinc ion binding; SUMO ligase activity. The transcript has a single exon. NCBI's taxonomy places the organism in Eukaryota, Evosea, Mastigamoebida, Endamoebidae. The record is from RefSeq and is a predicted model, not a curated record.